CCUCCAUGAUCGAUUGACGAUCGACUGAUCGACGUGGGCAGCAUCAAGCCCCCUUGGGGUAACUAUGGCACACAGUGCGCCGUCACUCAGAUGUGGGAGACCGUGUAACCCCCGACGCGGCUAAACCCCGGCUAUCCUCAAUUUUUCGGGGACAGUCUGCGUUGCCGCGACCUCGACUGCAGCUCGAGGACUGAUUGCAAGAUCCCACCUCCCACCACGCCACAACGAUGCCUCCGAGGUUGAACAUCUGGUCGGCCUGCAGAGCUCUUUCGACCCGGGCCCGGGCGUUUGCCCACGGGCCGCACUCCGCACCCGCUGUGCUGGCACGGGGACUGGCCGACAACACGGCCUCUCGGUUCCCGGGCAGCAGUGGCGGCGACGGCAGCAACCUGCCCCCAUCCAUGACGCCAGCUAGCGAGCCUCCCGCCUACUCCAGCGAGGAGAACCGGGUUGCCCUGGAUCAAUUGCGCUUGAUUCAGUACGGGAUCAACCCCCUGGAUCCCGCGCUUGAGGGCCACAAGUUUGGCCUGCCGGAACUGCCGCUGCCGCCGCAAAAGCACAUCAAGCACAGAUACAACGAGGUCGUUGAGCAGAUCACAAGGCUGCUCAUGAGGGAUGGGAAACUGGCCAAGGCGCAGAGAGACAUGGCCAUGAUUCUCAACUACCUCCGCACACAACCACCCCCGAAGCUCGACCCGGCGAGACCCCUCCUCCCCGGCGCGCCUCCGGCACACCACCUCCCGUUAGAUCCCGUCCUCUACUUCGGCCUCGCCAUCGACUCGGUCGCCCCCCUGAUCAAGAUCCGCGCUUUCAAGAAGCUGGCGGGCGGCGGCAGGGCGCUCGAUGUUCCCAUGCCGCUGCGGGCGCGGCAGCGGCGGAGAAUCGCCUUCCAGUGGAUCCUUGACGUGGUCAACAAGAAGAAGUCGAUGGGCAGCGGCCGGACCAUGUUCCCGCACCGCGUGGCGGAGGAGAUCGUCGCCGUCGUCGAGGGUCGGUCGCCCGUGUGGGACAGGCGCAUGCAGGUGCACAAGCUGGGCACCGCCAACCGUGCCAACCUGAACCACUCGGGUGUCGUGGGGAAGAUUUGAGAGAGCAGCGGGUGGGGAGGAGUCGGAAGGAUUGGAUCGGUGUCAUACUCGCGCAGAUGCUCUUUGCCACAGGACUGUCUUGCAACGAGGCGCGGCGUUGAGUUUGGGGCGCGAGUUCCAGUGUACUACUGUAGAAUAAUUGUAUGGGUUAUAUGUGUAACAAUUGCUUCCUGGACCGUUGUUUG
Thermothielavioides terrestris NRRL 8126 is the source of this 1273-nucleotide messenger RNA. RefSeq lists its product as uncharacterized. The record is from RefSeq and is a predicted model, not a curated record. Gene Ontology annotation, molecular function: rRNA binding; structural constituent of ribosome; mRNA binding. The transcript is spliced from 2 exons. Gene Ontology annotation, cellular component: ribosome. The coding region runs from base 228 to 1088 and encodes 286 amino acids. Lineage: Eukaryota; Fungi; Ascomycota; Sordariomycetes; Sordariales; Chaetomiaceae. Gene Ontology annotation, biological process: translation; ribosomal small subunit assembly.